Molecule: messenger RNA, 853 nt
Organism: Leptinotarsa decemlineata (Colorado potato beetle)
Lineage: Eukaryota; Metazoa; Arthropoda; Insecta; Coleoptera; Chrysomelidae
Gene: CCT7
Product: Chaperonin containing TCP1 subunit 7
Biological process (GO): protein folding
Molecular function (GO): ATP-dependent protein folding chaperone; ATP hydrolysis activity; ATP binding
Source: RefSeq, a predicted model, not a curated record
CAGGGAUAUGUUCUGCGCUGGCCGAGUACAAGAAGAUGAUCUGAAGCGAACCCUCAAGGCUUGUGGUGGAGCUGUUAUGACAACUGUUAAUGACCUCAAUAACUCAGUUCUUGGCAAAUGUGAUUUGUUUGAAGAGAAACAGAUAGGCGGUGAGAGAUACAAUUUCUUCAAAGGCUGUCCGAAUGCCAAGACUUGCACUUUAAUCCUCCGAGGCGGUGCGGAACAAUUUCUAGAGGAGACUGAGAGAUCUCUUCACGACGCCAUCAUGAUUGUAAGGAGAACAAUCAAAAAUGAUGCAGUGGUAGCUGGAGGAGGAGCCAUUGAGAUGGAAUUGUCCAAAAUCCUGAGGGAUCAUUCCCGUACAAUAGCCGGUAAAGAGCAGCUGUUGAUUGGGGCCAUCGCUAAAGCGCUGGAGGUGAUUCCUAGACAACUGUGCGACAAUGCCGGGUUUGAUGCCACUAAUAUCUUGAACAAGCUGAGGCAGAAGCAUGCACAGGGUGGUUGCUGGUUUGGGGUAGAUGUUAAUAACGAAGAUAUUGCUGAUAACUUUAAAAACUGCAUUUGGGAGCCGGCAGUUAUCAAAAUCAAUGCUCUUACAGCCGCUUCGGAAGCCACCUGUUUGAUACUGUCUGUGGACGAGACAAUUAAAAAUCAAAAGUCAGGAGACGGGCAGAUGCCACAGAUGGGAGGACGUGGUAUGGGAAGGCCAAUGUAAUUUGUCACAUACUGUUUUUAUUUAAUGGAAUUAUUUCUCAACGCUUUUCUCACUUACUUAUUUUUCGAUUAAGUAUGUCACUCAUCUUAUUUUUUUCAUCAGCUUUUAACAAUAAUAAACUCGUUUCUUAACUUGCUA